Molecule: messenger RNA, 1074 nt
Organism: Trichechus manatus latirostris (Florida manatee)
Lineage: Eukaryota; Metazoa; Chordata; Mammalia; Sirenia; Trichechidae
Gene: GARIN1B
Product: golgi associated RAB2 interactor 1B
Exons: 6
Coding region: 1-1074 (357 amino acids)
Cellular component (GO): nucleus
Source: RefSeq, a predicted model, not a curated record
AUGUUGUCAUCAGUUCCACACAGAAAGCCUUGGUGGAAAUCGAAGAAGACAGUAAAAGUCACAAGAUCCUAUCCAACCUUCCCUCCACUGAAUGCCUGGGAAGAAUGCAGGGGCCUCUUGCCUGUGGAUGGGGAGCUGAACCCUGGCGUGGGCUUUGGUGUGGAGGAGGGACUGCUCUGCCAGAUGGUGCAUUCUCCAGAAUUCAACCUGUUUCCUGACUCAGUGGUGUUUGAAAGCAACUUUGUCCAGGUCAGGAGGGGCAGAAGCUGGAUAGACAUCUACAAAGCCUCCAAAACUAUGGCCCUGGGGGUGACCUCCUCCGUGCCCUGCCUGCCCCUUCCCAACAUCCUCCUCAUGGCCAGUGUCAAGUGGCACCAGGGGCAGAGCCAGACAUGGAACAGGCCAUCUAUAGCCCCAGACAUCAUCCUGAAGAGGAUUCUCCCAUUGAAGUUUGUGGAGCUCCAGGUCUGUGAUCACCUUGAGCGCAUCCUGCGGUUGAGGACAGUCACUGAGAAGAUCUACUACCUGAAGCUCCACCCUGACCACCCUGAGACUGUGUUCCACUUCUGGACUCGGCUGGUUCAAAUCCUGCAAAAGGGCCUGUCCAUCACCACCAAAGAUCCCAGAAUUCUUGUCACUCACUGCCUGGUACCCAAGAACUGCUGCAGCCCAUCAGGAGACUCUCGGAACCCCCCAGCCUCCCAGCCCAGUGAAAGCCUCAUGCAGCUGAUGGCCAAGGGGGAGAGUGAGGCCCUCUCCAAGAUUUUUGCUGACUUGCACCAGCAGAACCAGUUCAGGAGCAGUAAAAAGAUGGAGACCAACAAGGAUACCUCAGAGAAAGAAACUCCCUAUGAAGACUGCAUCCCUUGCACCCGUGACCUCAGCUGGAGGAAUUCGUUUACCUUCGGAGAGUGGGAAAGGGAGAACCCUUCUGGGCUGCAGCCCCUCUCGCUCCUCAGCACGCUGGCAGCCUGCACCGGGCCGCAGCUGGCCCCACCCAUAGGUGUGGUGAUGGGACAGCCCUGGGGUUCGACCCCAGGCCUGGCUUCGGGUCCUGGGGUCCUGGGGUCCUAG